AUGCCACGCGACGCAUACGAGAGCGACACCGGCGAGAGGGACACACCGACCCACACAGACUUCAUCAACAACGCACCAGUAGCGCGUAGGAUAGGGUCUGUGCACGGGGGCGGCCGGAAGGCGCUGCAUCGCCGAGGACGAGCGAUUGCGCGGAUUAUGUACUCCCAAGGUCGAACCCUGACCGGUAUCGCACGCAUCUUCGGCGUCAACAUAAAGGUCAUCCGCCGCGUGGUGAAGCUUCCGCAUGUCCACUGUCCUAAAGACGAGCUGCCGAAUGACUACGACUACGCUGGGGACGGCUUCAAAACGGCUUUUCCGCCACUGACCACGAGCGAGAAGCCGGGAUGUGUGGAUACUUGUUCGUCAAGCUCAGAGAAUGACUCCGACGAGGUGGCUUCCUCCGCCGGUGUCGGUUGCAAGAGGAAGAAGUCCCAGGCGAAUAUUAGUACUGCGAAGAAGGUUAAGCGUCGACAGCCCACACCUUAUCAUAGCCAUGCGUUUGAUGCAUAUGAUUCGGACUCAUCCCUCUCCGAACCUCCUGCCAGUCCCCCGCCUGGUCCAUCGACGCCGAGAAAACGACGGCUUCCGCUUCCCAAACACGGCGCUAUCCAGACCUACCACGCCUCUCUUCUUGCCGAUGUUCUAAAAUCUAUGCUUGGCCUUGACCCGGUCCUGAACAUGACCACUCCGGCGCACAUUGCCCUGUUCGAAGCGCGGGGCUUCACCGUCGCCCGCCUCCACGCGAUGAGCCGGUGGGCGGCGUCAGAUAUCUCUGAGGCGUUGCGCCGUUUGCUCUCAAACAAAGUCGACAACCACAUCAAUCUCGACGUAUUUGAGGUCGUCAUGCUAGAGCUCGCACUGACCAAACUCGAGGCUCCCACCACGUCGACCCCGCCGGUCAAGUCUCUGUCUGAUGCUUUGUCUCUUGUUGAAUAUUUGCGAAAUGUCAAUGGGUUCGACCUCGCGGGGCAUGCCCAGCUCCUUGGCACGAACGGCUUCACCCUCGAGCGCCUCCGCCACCUUUCCUCAAUGGCCAGUGACUCACCCCAGAUGGUGUAUGAAGUGCUCUUCCGCGCACUGCAGGCGGGAAGUCCAUUUGUUGAGGGUGGCAGUGGCAGUCAGAGCCCGGGGAUAACACCCAUUGAAAUAAUCGCUCUCGAAUUCUCGCUGCGUUCUCACAUCGGCCCCAUCUCGUAA
Mycena indigotica is the source of this 1197-nucleotide messenger RNA. Its product is annotated as F-box domain-containing protein. The record is from RefSeq and is a predicted model, not a curated record. The coding region runs from base 1 to 1197 and encodes 398 amino acids. Lineage: Eukaryota; Fungi; Basidiomycota; Agaricomycetes; Agaricales; Mycenaceae. The transcript has 4 exons.